Molecule: messenger RNA, 2399 nt
Organism: Trifolium pratense (red clover)
Lineage: Eukaryota; Viridiplantae; Streptophyta; Magnoliopsida; Fabales; Fabaceae
Product: protein PIN-LIKES 7-like
Exons: 11
Coding region: 382-1647 (421 amino acids)
Biological process (GO): endoplasmic reticulum to cytosol auxin transport
Cellular component (GO): membrane
Source: RefSeq, a predicted model, not a curated record
AUUACUAGUUUGAUGUUAAUCCCAUGGCAUUUAUUUGCGUCAUUGACUACGUUGGGUUUGGUCAAAGUUGGAAUAAAGAACCAAAUUUUUCACUCAAACAUGAUUGGAGAUAUAUACCAUUACGUUUCUCAUGUACAAACAACUAUAUGUAUAUACAUAUAUACAGAAGACAAAGCUGGCACAUUUAGGCAAAGCAUAUAUAGCUGGCUCAGCUAAUUAAUUCCCUUUGAAGAAUUAAUAUUUCUGUAGCUUAAUUAGUGCCUCAAUCGACUUCUCAGAAAUAAAUUGAAAUUUUUGAGUUCAUAUUCUGCACAAAACACAAAGUGUGUUAUAUUCUUCAGCUGCACCACAAGAAGGGGAAGAAAAAAAACAAAAGCAAAAAUGGGUUUUUUAGAACUUUUGGAAGCGGCUUCUAUGCCAGUUAUUCAAGUUCUACUCAUUAGUGCAUUGGGAGCUUUCAUGGCUACUCAAUAUUUCAAUAAUCUUCUUUCACCAGAGUUUAGGAAAUCCUUGAACAAGGUUGUGUUCAUUGUAUUCACUCCUUCACUUGUGUUUUCAAGUUUUGCCAAAAGUGUUUCACUUCAAGAUAUGAUAUCAUGGUGGUUUAUGCCUGUUAAUGUUGGAUUAACCUUCUUAAUUGGAGGAAUUUUAGGAUGGAUACUAGUAAAAUUACUAAAGCCUAAUUUGAAAGUUGAAGGCCUUAUUAUUGCUUCUGUUUCAUCAGGAAAUAUGGGUAACCUACCUAUUGUAAUUAUCCCUGCAAUAUGUGAUGAGAAUGGAGGUCCAUUUGGUCCACGUGAUGUUUGUCAUAGUAAUGCUCUCUCAUAUGCAUCUUUCUCUAUGGCACUUGGUGGUAUCUUCAUAUGGACCUAUACUUAUCAAACUAUAAGAAGCCGUUCAUUGAAAUUUAAGGCACUUGAGGCUGCUGAAAUCAUAAAGGCACCCAACAAAGAUCUUGAUGGAAAUGUAGAUACUCCUCUUCUACAUGGAAAAGAUGAUGAAAACACCGCGAUAGAAGUGGCACCGUUGAGUUACAUUGAUGACUCCGAAAGCCAAAUUAUUGAUGAACAAGAUCAGCCUAUUGUAUUGAAGAAGGAGAAACAAUCAUUUUUUCAUAAAAUGAUAGAAGUUCUAGGUGAUCUUGUAGAGGAACUAAUGUCACCACCAGCAAUUGCUACAUUUUUCGGUUUCCUCUUUGGCGCUGUCGCAUGGUUAAGGAACUUAAUAAUUGGAGACAAUGCUCCAUUCAGUGUAAUCCAAGACACUCUUGAAUUACUUGGGAAUGGAACAAUUCCUUGCAUCACACUUUUGCUUGGUGGUAACCUUACUCAAGGCUUGAAAUCAUCAAGUGUCAAACCAUUGACACUCAUCUCAAUCAUCGUAACUCGCCUUUUCGUACUACCUCUUAUUGGAUUGUUUAUUGUCAAAGCCGCAGCGAAUUUCGGCUUUCUCCCUGUGGAUCCUUUGUUUCAGUACACUCUAGUGAUGCAGUAUGCAAUGCCACCAGCAAUGAAUAUUAGUACUAUGGCUCAGCUGUUUGAUGUAGGAAAUGAAGAGUGUUCUGUUAUUCUGUUGUGGACAUAUAGUGCUGCAGCUAUAGCACUCACUGCUUGGUCAACAUUCCUAUUGUGGUUAUUAUCUUAUUAAGGUGCACUUCGUUACCGACUCUUUUUACUAUUCGGCCAUCAGUAAUACUGAUGACCGCAGAGUCAAAAAGAUUCAGUACAUUAUACAAAAGAUCACUCUUCAAGAGAUUUGAGGCUUGUUUGGUGUUCGUUUCUAUUACAUGUUCUAUGUUAAACUGGUGUGGACUAAGGUUUAAAGGAUCUGAGUUCAAAUUCUGAUAAAAGAGAAAAUACUACAAAAAAAACUAAUAUACUAACAUUUGUUUAUAAAAAAAUUACCAAAAAAAUACAAUGUUUUCGUUUAUAAAUUUUCUAGACGGCCGGUGCCGCGGAUAAUGGCUGUGUGGCUAUUGACAACUUAUGCAGUAGACAGAUUGUCCUCACCUCUUUUGUUUCAAUCAAGAUAAGAAGAGGAAUGUGAUGAUGGUUAAGAUUUUUGAGUGAAAAUCUUGGCAAUGUUGGCUCUCAUAUAUAUCAACUAAUGCCAGAAAACAAAGAAGUUUGGAGUUUGAGAUGAUUACUUUCAUGUCCCUCCAUAAAAUGCUGCCAUUCAGAAUAAGUAUCUAGCUAAGACAUAUCCAAUUUCCUUAGUCCUAUAUUUUUGCCCCUUCUAUAGGAAAAAGAUAGUAUUAUUUAUUGAAAAUUGAAAAAUGUAUAUUUGUGUUUUUUAUGUCGUAGGUCUGUACUGGAAAAUAUUGUACACAUAUUUAUUUUUUAUUUUAUUGUUUUGAUUUUUUGUACUAGUAAUUUUUAUCUUGGUGUGAUCCUUUUGAA